AUGGCAUCAGAACCGCAACAUGACCAUCAUGGCGAUGAAGAUGAGGUCCAGAGUUGGGCUGGGGACUUUGAUCCGCUGGCAGACGUUGAGGAGCGCCGAGUCCUCUUUGCUACGCUGGACUCUUUCAGACAAUAUCGACGAACCGCACACUUGAACACCACCCAUCGUCGACGGCAAGCAUUCUACGCGCUCCCAUCGGCACACUGGCAGAUGCUCGCCGAGCCGCCCUUCUCCCUGCUGGAGAACUUCAACCGCGUCGACGACGCUAUUGACGUCAACGCCGACAUCGCCGACUCGAUCCUCGCCACGGGUCUCGCAUCGUUCGGUCUGCCCGCCAAUCCAGAUGCAAACGACCCGCGGCAGAACUGGCACGGCACAGCCAACACCUCGGACGUCAACAAGGCGCAUUCAACCAUCCGGCAAUUCUACCGCGACUGGAGCGCAGAAGGGGCCGCCGAGCGCGAGGUCUGCUACGCGCCUGUGCUCCGCGAUCUGCACGAGGAAUUCGGUGGGCAGCAGGAUCGUCCCAGCGAUGAGAUUAGAGUGCUCGUCCCCGGCGCCGGGCUGGGUCGGCUCGUCUUCGAGCUCUGCCGGGCGGGCUUCGCCGCGGAGGGCAACGAGAUCUCCUACCACCAACUACUAGCCAGCAGCUGGAUCCUGAACCACACCCGCGGUCCGCGGCAGCACGCUCUGUACCCGUUCGCGCUGCAUUUCUCUAACCUCCUGUCGCGCGCGCAGCAGCUGCAGCAGGUCCUGAUCCCGGACACGCACCCGGGGGCGGCGAUGAUGGAGGCGCAGACGGCGGCCGACGCGACCCCGUUCGGAACAAUGAGCAUGUCCGCGGCGGACUUUGUCGUGUUGUACAAUAACCCGUCGAACAGGGAGGCGUUCGACGCUGUGGCUACGGUCUUCUUCAUCGACACCGCACCCAACCUCAUCCGGUACGUCGAGACGAUCCGGCACUGUCUGAAACCCAACGGUCUCUGGAUCAACGUCGGACCCUUGCUGUGGCAUUUUGAGGACGGCAGCAAUCGCAGCCAUGGCAGUGGAGCCGGCGAGUCGCAGGAUCAGGGCAUCGGCGAGCCGGGGAAUAUGGAGCUCACGGAGGAAGAAGUGUUUCUCCUGGUCGAGCGGGUGGGCUUCAGCAUCGAGAAACGACAGUCUGUGGAAGAGCGGCCCAUGUGUGGCUAUAUCCAGGAUCCACAGAACAUGCUGCAGAACCUAUACCGGCCCUCACAUUGGGUUGCACGGAAGAAGGUAUAG
This is a messenger RNA of Aspergillus clavatus NRRL 1, 1263 nucleotides long. RefSeq lists its product as uncharacterized. Gene Ontology annotation, molecular function: S-adenosylmethionine-dependent methyltransferase activity. The transcript has 2 exons. Lineage: Eukaryota; Fungi; Ascomycota; Eurotiomycetes; Eurotiales; Aspergillaceae. The record is from RefSeq and is a predicted model, not a curated record. The coding region runs from base 1 to 1263 and encodes 420 amino acids.